UUUUACUGAGUGACAGAGAGCGAGAGAUUGAGCUUUGGACUGGAGGUAACCAAAUCCUUUGUCGCCAUGGCAACAAACAAAGGAGGAAGUUUACAAAGACAUUCCCUGCCCACUUCUACCCAAGUCCAGGCCAGAUUACCAACCUGUUCCAGGCAGAGAGCUAAGAGUCAGUUGUGCCAUUAAGGCAGAUUCACAACGGAGGAACAAAUCUAAAAAGUCACUUUGAGACGAUCUUCCAUAGCAAGGAUUUAAUAGCAAUGGAAACAACCUUGGCUCCUCUAGUUUGUUGUCUUCUGGUGCUGCUUUUUGCUGUGGUUCAGACCGAAAACCAGAAAUUAACUACAACCAUGGAAAAACCUGGAUUAACGUCACCUUUAUCCAACUCCACAGUCCUCGUAACUGUUUUGUUGAAUUCUACUGUGGACACAAAAGAAUAUGCCAGCACAAAGCCAAACAAUGAUACUUACACAACACCAGCAAUCAAAAACACAAGUCACCUUCAGUCUUCUCCUGUAGCGACCACCCCGUCUUCUCCAGUAGCGACUGCCCCGUCUUCUCCAGGAGCGACUGCCCCGUCUUCUCCAGUAGCGACCGCUCCGUCUUCUCCAGUAGCGACCGCCCCGUCUUCUCCAGUAGCGACCGCUCCGUCUUCUCCAGUAGCGACCGCUCCGUCUUCUCCAGAAGUGACCACCCCGUCUUCUCCAGAAGUGACCACCCCGUCAUCUCCAGUAGCGACCGCCCCAUCUUCUCCAGCAGCGACCACUUUGUCUCCUCAGACAACACCAAGCAUUCAAACUCCCACAUUUCCAGAGACAACACACACAAUAAAUCCCACACCAGAUACUUCAUUAAGUUCAACUGAAAAUUCACCUGAAACUGUCACAUCAGACUCAGCAAGCAGAACCACAAAGGGUUGGAGCCUUGAUGUAUCUGAACGGAACUUGACGAUAAUCUUCAGCGCUAUGCUCGGAGUGUUUGUUUUCACAUUAGUUGGGAUCACGUUACAGAAAUGCAGACAUAGACUCCAAUACGUGCAUCAGCCUCUUAAUAACACAAGUGAAGCAGAUGGAUUUGCGGUGGACGACGACACACUUGUGAUUUCUGGAGGACUUUACGACGGCCAUCCGAUCUACGAUAAUGUCCCACCAGCUCCUUCAGAGCCAUCCCAGUUUCGCCUGGAGUUCCUUCAUUAGUCAAUUUUUUGGUUCUACAAGCCUAAGUCUCAAAUUUGAUGCUUAAAGUCAUGGAGAAAACAAAAUUUAGAAGA
This is a messenger RNA of Nothobranchius furzeri (turquoise killifish), 1267 nucleotides long. RefSeq names its product proteoglycan 4. The record is from RefSeq and is a predicted model, not a curated record. NCBI's taxonomy places the organism in Eukaryota, Metazoa, Chordata, Actinopteri, Cyprinodontiformes, Nothobranchiidae.